Encephalitozoon intestinalis ATCC 50506 is the source of this 1008-nucleotide messenger RNA. RefSeq lists its product as uncharacterized. Lineage: Eukaryota; Fungi; Microsporidia; Unikaryonidae. Gene Ontology annotation, molecular function: protein binding. The record is from RefSeq and is a predicted model, not a curated record. Bases 1 to 1008 code for a protein of 335 amino acids. The transcript has a single exon.
AUGAAUUUGUACGACCUGGUGAGAAGUAACUCGCAUGAAGAGAUAUCUCGUUUGGAUCACCCGGAGUUCAACCGAUUCAGGGCAGUUGCAUACAUAAACAUGGGGAAGUUUGGAGAGGCUUUGAAGUAUGCGGAGAAGAGAUCUUUUGAGAGAGCUUAUGCAUUGUACAAGUUGAAGAAAUACAAAAAAGCAUUGAGGAUUUUGAGGUACUUGGAUACCGAAGGGAGCAAGGUUCUUGCUUCUCAAUGUCUAUACUAUCUGGGAUAUUACAACACGGCUUACAAAGUGCUUUCUGAAAUUAAGAAGGAUGAUGAGAUUGUGAUCAACCUUCAAGCUAUGAAAAGCUUGGCAAUAUUGGCCGACAAGAACCAAUAUACGUUUGGAAACAAAUUCCAGCUCAGAAAAAAGGACGACCUUGUGGAGUUUGAGGACUUAACAAGAUAUCACUUUAGUCAGAAUGAAAGCCGGGUAGACUUCAUAUUUAACCUGUCCUUUGAAAACCUUUCGAAGGAAGAGACAUUUGUAAACUUUCUUUCAAAUCAAUUGGAAAGGCGAGAGAUGGUGGGAACAAUUGUAGAGGAGCAGCUGAAGAAUGUUAAGGGAGAAGAUGCGAAUGCUAAUGUGCUUCUGAGAAACCAGAGGGAAACAGUCGAAUUUAAUACCGGUGCCAUAUCAAGAUUUUCGAAUCCACUACAUUUCCAGAAGAACUUCCCGGGAUCCGGUACACCAGAAGAAAUGAUGAAGGGAAACGAAUGCUUAUGGAUCGAAAAGGUCUAUAACAGCGACUUUGGGAUCAAGGCCGAAGAAAUUCCUCUGUUUUCUCCAAAGAUGAUACUUCUUCGAAUUCUUACCUUGUGUAAGAAUGGGCGUUUUCCUUCCAAAAAAUUACUGGGCAGAGUUAGAAACUGGCCCGAGGUGCCGAUCAAAAGAUAUCUGGAAGUCCUGGAUUCCGAAACUCCCCCUUCCAAGGAGUUAUAUAUUGGAAUGUCAAAAGAUAUAAUGAAUUAA